AUGAAGAGUGGUGUGUCCACGCUUCUCCGGCUCCUCUUCCUAAUUUGCCUUAUUCUAGCAGCCAGCGCCACCGGAGAGGGCGAUGACCAGCUCCUCUACUCCGGCUUCACCGGCGCCAACCUCGCCCUGGACGGCGCGGCCACGGUGACCCCAGGCGGCCUCCUCGAGCUCACCAACGGCACGGACCAGCAGAAGGGCCACGCCUUCUACCCGACUCCCCUCCGCUUCGCCGGAGGGUCUCCCGGCGCCGUCGUUCGGUCCUUCUCGGCCUCCUUCGUGUUUGCCAUCCAGUCCAUCUACACCGACCUGAGCGCCCACGGCAUGGCCUUCGUGGUGGCGUCGAGCACCAACUUCUCCUCCGCGCUGCCCGGCCAGCUCCUGGGCCUCACCGACGUCCAGAACAACGGCAACGGCAGCAACCACUUCUUCGCCGUCGAGCUCGACACCAUCCAGAACAAGGAGUUCGACGACCUCGACGCCAACCACGCCGGCGCCAACGUCAACGGCCUCCGCUCGCUGCAGUCCUACUACGCCGGCUACUUCGACGACGACGACGGUAGCUUCCGCAACCUGAGCCUGAUCAGCCGCGAGGCCAUGCAGGUGUGGGUGGAUUACGACCACAGGGUCGCUCAAAUCACCGUCACCAUGGCUCCCCUCAACGUGGGCAGACCAGUAAGGCCGUUGUUCACGGCCACCUACAACCUCACGACCGCGGUCACAGACGUCGCGUAUGUCGGCUUCUCCUCCGCGACCGGCACGAUCAAUGUGCGACACUAUGUGCUUGGCUGGAGCUUCGCCAUGAACGGUCCGGCUCCAGCCAUCGACAUCUCAAAGCUACCAAAGCUUCCCCGCAUGGGACCGAAGCCACGGUCCAAGGUGCUGGACAUUGUUCUGCCAAUAGCAUCCGGAGCGUUCGUCCUCAGCAUGGGCGCCAUUGUUCUCCUGGUGCUACGGAGACGGUUUCGGUAUGCCGAGCUGCGAGAAGAUUGGGAGGUCGAGUUCGGUCCACAACGGUUCUCCUACAAGGAUCUGUACUGUGCAACGGAAGGUUUCAGCGACACACACCUGCUUGGAAUUGGAGGAUUCGGGAGGGUGUACAAGGGCAUCCUUCCAGUGUCUACUAGAAUGGAGGUUGCUGUGAAGAAGGUUGCACACGACUCGAAGCAGGGCAUCAAAGAAUUCAUUUCAGAGGUUGUCAGCAUAGGACGUCUCCAGCACCGCAAUCUAGCGCCAUUGCUUGGCUACUGCAGACGGAGAGGUGAACUGUUUCUGGUGUACAAGUACAUGCCAAACGGGAGCGUUGACAAGUACUUGCACGGUAGAGAAGGCAAACCAAUUUUGAAUUGGGCUCAGAGGUGGCAUAUUGUCAAAGGCAUUGCAUCAUGCUUGGUCUACCUUCAUGAAGAGUGGGAGAAAGUGGUCAUCCACCGGGACAUCAAAGCCAGUAACGUCCUCCUCGAUGGCGACAUGAAUGGAAGACUCGGUGACUUUGGCCUCGCAAGGCUGUACGACCACGACACCGACCCGCAAACCACACACAUGGUGGGAACCAUAGGAUACCUCGCUCCUGAGCUAGGGCAUACUAGCAAAGCGACACCUCUCACCGACGUGUUUGCCUUUGGAGUGUUUAUUCUUGAAGUUACUUGUGGGCAGAGGCCUGUCAAUCCAAACUUAGAGGAUAGCCAAGUAUUGUUGGUCGAAUCGGUGCUCGAUCAAUGGAACAAGGGAUCGCUCCUUGAUCCCGUGGAUAAGCAGCUUGGGGGCAACUACAACGCCGACGAGGCAUGUGUGGCUCUAAAGCUAGGCCUGCUAUGCUCUCACCCAUUCGCCAAUGCAAGGCCUACCAUGCGGCAGGUGAUGCAGUACCUUGAUGGCGACAUGCCAUUGCCGGAGAUGUCACCGACGGAUUUAAGCUUUCAGAUGAUGACCAUAAUGCAGAAUGGAGGAUUUGAUCAAUUCAUCAUGACGUAUCCUUCAUCAACAGCGCGUAUUGACAGCACAUCCGUCCUUACAGUUGGGAGGUGA
This is a messenger RNA of Triticum turgidum subsp. durum (durum wheat), 2025 nucleotides long. NCBI's taxonomy places the organism in Eukaryota, Viridiplantae, Streptophyta, Magnoliopsida, Poales, Poaceae. The record is from the annotation of a GenBank genome assembly.